AUGUUUAUGUGUUAUUAGUAUACAAAGUACAAGCAUUCAAUAAGUAGUAAGAGUACCGGACUUAAUAAUUAUUAAAUUUUAUUUAUAUUUAGAAAACAGAACUGUUCAACGGUGUUUUGUAAUUAACUAAUUCUUAAAUUUGUAAAAAAAAAAAACAAUAAUAAUGCCGUAUGCUAAUCAACCUUCCGUACAUAUAUCUGAACUGACUACUGACUCAAUUAAAUUUCAAAUUGAAGACACUGAUCUCAGCGUUGCUAAUAGCCUGCGUAGAGUUUUCAUCGCUGAAACACCGACAUUAGCCAUUGAUUGGGUACAGCUGGAUUCCAAUUCUACAGUGUUAAGUGACGAAUUUAUAGCAUCUCGUAUUGGUCUCAUACCAUUGACAUCUGAUGAAAUAGUCGACCGCCUACAGUACUCCAGAGAUUGCACAUGCUCAGACUUCUGUCACGACUGUAGUGUAGAGUUCAACCUCAAUGUCAAAUGUUCAGAAGAGAUGACAAGACAUGUAACUACUGCAGAUUUGAUAAGCAAUAAUCCACGUGUAGUACCAGUUACUUCAAGAAAUCAAGAUAGUGAUAUUAAUGAAUAUGGAGAAAAAGAUGAUAUACUUAUUGUUAAAUUGCGUAAAGGACAAGAAUUAAAAAUUAGAGCAUUUGCUAAAAAAGGAUUUGGUAAGGAGCAUGCUAAAUGGAAUCCAACUACAGGUGUAAGCUUUGAAUAUGACCCAGACAACACUAUGCGACAUACAUUAUUUCCUAAGCCAGAUGAAUGGCCUAAAAGUGAAUAUUCAGAACUCAAUGAAGAUCAGCAUGAAGGACAAUACAACUGGAGAGCUAAACCAAAUAAGUUUUUUUUCAAUGUAGAAAGUUGUGGAUCAUUAAAGCCUGAAAAUAUUGUUCUAAUGGGAGUCGCUGCACUUAAAAAUAAACUAUCAAACCUUCAAACACAAUUUACACAAGAAAUGGAUGCACUCGCUAUAAACUAAUUUUAAUUAAUAUGUGUAGAUUUAAUUAUUUCUAGUGUUUACUGCACUUAAAACAAAAAAAUCUUG
Molecule: messenger RNA, 1051 nt
Organism: Melanaphis sacchari
Lineage: Eukaryota; Metazoa; Arthropoda; Insecta; Hemiptera; Aphididae
Gene: RpII33
Product: DNA-directed RNA polymerase II subunit RPB3
Exons: 1
Coding region: 164-985 (273 amino acids)
Biological process (GO): DNA-templated transcription
Cellular component (GO): RNA polymerase II, core complex
Molecular function (GO): protein dimerization activity; DNA-directed RNA polymerase activity; DNA binding
Source: RefSeq, a predicted model, not a curated record